AUGCCUCUUGGCUAUAGCUACCUGCUUAGGCGGCUAACGUCUCUCUGGAGGCCGAAAGCGAGAAUUGAACUGGUCACCAUCGACAACGGGUAUUUCCUGGUGAAGUUCUACUCUAUGGAUGAUUAUGAGUUUGCAAAAUAUGGAGGACCUUGGAUGGUCCUUGAUCACUACCUGAUUGUGAAGGAAUGGGUCCCGAAUUUUGAUCCCUUCACGGAGAAAACUGAGAAAGUAAUUGUGUGGAUCCGUUUCCCAUGUCUCCCAGCAGAGUAUUUUGAUCAGAAAUUCCUUAUGAGAGUAGGGGGGAAGAUUGGUAGACCGAUCAACAUAGAUAUGGCUACAAGUUUGGUCUCUAGGGCGAGCUUUGCGAGGGUCUGUGUGGAAGUGGAUAUCACAAAGCCACUGCUCGCCAAGUUCACGUUAAGAAACAGAGUUCGUCCUAUAGUGUAUGAGGGUCUGCAUCUCAUAUGUUUCCAGUGUGGCAUGUAUGGUCACAACGCCGAGGGAUGUGGGAAGAACGACGAUGGACAUGGCAUGCACGGCGAGACCGGGGAAAAAGAAAACUGCCCGGAGAAUUCCUCUGGUGCCGAUAACGGUCAUAAUGAAGGUGGAAAAGGUAAGAGAACCAUGGUGCGCGAAAAUACCUUAAUUAGACCUGAGGUCACCGAAGAUUACGGUUCAUGGAUGAUAGCACCGAAACCAAAAAGGAAUUACACCAAAAAUACCGAUAACAAAUUUCAAGGAGGGAAAGAGUUGGAAAAAGGAAAUCAACACCAAAAUUCGACGCAAAAAACAGGGACUAACGGGACCGGAAACAAUCAAGGAAAAGGAAAUAAAAAAGAUCAGACUAGUAGGAACACGGGAUCAUGA
Molecule: messenger RNA, 867 nt
Organism: Ipomoea triloba (trilobed morning glory)
Lineage: Eukaryota; Viridiplantae; Streptophyta; Magnoliopsida; Solanales; Convolvulaceae
Exons: 1
Coding region: 1-867 (288 amino acids)
Molecular function (GO): zinc ion binding; nucleic acid binding
Source: RefSeq, a predicted model, not a curated record